Molecule: messenger RNA, 352 nt
Organism: Aureobasidium pullulans EXF-150
Lineage: Eukaryota; Fungi; Ascomycota; Dothideomycetes; Dothideales; Saccotheciaceae
Exons: 1
Coding region: 81-278 (65 amino acids)
Source: RefSeq, a predicted model, not a curated record
GGCUUGAAAGAGAGAAGAUGGAACGAUAUUGUUGGGUAGGUAGCUAAACCCGGUGUCAAUAUGAAGUUGUUGCCUAAUCUAUGGAUCCAUUGGCUUUUAAGUGUCCUCAAGUCAUCCUUGAGAGCCUGGCUAUAAUUUUGCAUCAUUAUCAUGUCAUCAUCUCAUGUACCGAUGUCGUCCGCAGUACCGAUGAAUACUGGCCAGUUGCGCCCCUGGUUGGAAGAUAUUACUACGAGCUACUGCCUGUAAGCGAGGGCGUGUCGCGUGCAUCAUGGUGAGGAAGGCAUCCAUGCUCGCCUGUACUGAUAGUAUUGGUGCAUUCAUAUUGGUGUGAUUGCAGGCGAUUCUGGUG